UCUAGUUUCACAUCGUUGUUGGAAGUUUUAGCUGAGAUGCUCCCUGAUGGAAAUGAACUGCCAAAGUCGUACUAUUAUGCGAAGAAGCUGAUGUGUCCUUUGGGUUUAGAGUACGAGCGGAUACAUGCUUGUCCUAACGAUUGUGUGCUUUAUCGUAAUGAGUAUGAGCAUUUACAUGAGUGUCCACGUUGUGGAUUGUCGAGGUACAAGCGUGAAGGAGCUGGAGGUAGUGAAGGACCACCAGCCAAGGUGUUGUGGUAUCUACCCAUAAUACCUAGAUUUAAGCGCAUGUUCUCAAUUAAAGGAGAUGCGAAGAAUUUGAGGUGGCAUGCAGAUCGUAGGAAGAAAGACGGUCUGCUCAAGCAUCCGGCUGAUUCGCCUGAGUGGAAAACUAUCGACAGGGUGCAUAAGUCAUUUGGUAAUGAGGAUAGGAAUCUGAGGCUUGGAUUAUGUACGGAUGGCAUGAACCCUUUUGGCAAUCUCAGCUCGCAGCAUAGUACAUGGCCAGUAGUUUUAGUGGUUUACAACUUGCCUCCUUGGUUGUGCAUGAAACGCAAGUACAUGAUGUUGUCGCUUCUUAUAUCGGGGCCCAAACAACCUGGAAAUGACAUAGAUGUAUACCUUCAGCCGCUUGUUGAAGAUUUACAGAAGAUGUGGAACGAAGGAGUGUUAGUAUUUGAUGCGUAUGCUAAUGAGAUGUUCACUCUGCGUGCCAUGCUUUUUUGUACUAUGAACGAUUAUCCAGCUUAUGGGAACUUAUCUGGGUAUAAGACUAAAGGAAAACAACCUUGCCCGAUUUGUUUAGAUGACAUGAAAUCUACACACCUUAAGGGCUGCAAACAUGUGUAUAUGCGCACACGAAGGCUCCUCAGCCGCGACCAUCCCUAUCGGUUUAAGAAGAAGGCAUUCGAUGGGACGGUUGAAGAAGAAGUUGCUCAUAGACCAUUAACUGGUACUGAAGUUUAUAAUCAGGUGAAGGGCAUUGAAACAGUCUUUGGUAAACCUGCUAGUGAGGUUGAUAGACCUACAGGAUUAUGGAAAAAACAGUCCAUUUUUUGGAAACUCCCAUAUUGGAAAGAUCUAAAGGUCAGACAUUGUUUGGAUGUCAUGCACAUAGAGAAGAAUGUUUGUGAAGCUAUUAUCGCGACACUUAUGAAUAUUCCGGGCAAGACAAAAGAUGUUAAGGCGUCACGACUUUACUUGGAAAAAGAGGGGAUUCGACCAGAGUUGUGGGCUCAGAAAAGGGACGGAAGGAAGAAGAAAAGAGGGGAGGAAAGGGUUGAUGAUGAAACUCAGAAAAGUAAAAAGGUGGAGGAUUCGGAGAAGAAUUAUUUGCCACCAGCUUGCUACACGAUGUCGCGUGCAGAGAAACGGAUUUUUUGCGAGUCAUUGUAUGGCAUUAAGGUCCCUACUGGCUACUCAUCGAAUAUGAAGCGCUUUGUUACCUUAAAUGGUGAGUUGAAGUUAUCGAGUAUGAAAUCGCACGAUUGUCAUGUCAUGAUGCAAGUAUUCUUACCGAUUGCAAUUCGUGGGAUACUUCCAAAGCAUGUGAGGCACACCAUUACAGAACUGUGUUCAUUUUUUCAUUCAAUCUGCAGCAAAGUCCUAGACCCGUCGACCCUCGAUUCCUUGCAGUCCAGAGUAGUUGAAACUCUAUGCAAAUUUGAGAUGUAUUUCCCCCCGCAUUCUUUGACAUUAUGGUCCAUCUCAUUGUCCAUCUAGUUCGAGAAAUUAAGCUGUGUGGUCCAGUGUUUUUGAGGUGGUGCUAUCCUUUUGAGAGAUAUAUGGGAACUUUGAAGGAUAAAGUUCGGAAUCCUGCACAACCAGAAGGUAGUAUAAUUCAAGGGAUUGUGGGUGAAGAGAUCAGUAAUUUUGUGGCUGAGUAUUUUGCUAGUGUUGAUCCUGUUGGACUUCCGACAUCCCGACACGAGGGCAGACUUGAGGGCAAGGGUACAA
Messenger RNA from Beta vulgaris subsp. vulgaris (sugar beet), 1956 nucleotides. RefSeq lists its product as uncharacterized. The annotation marks the transcript as partial. NCBI's taxonomy places the organism in Eukaryota, Viridiplantae, Streptophyta, Magnoliopsida, Caryophyllales, Amaranthaceae. The transcript has a single exon. The record is from RefSeq and is a predicted model, not a curated record.